GAUAAAAAAUGAUGAUAUAUUGAUUCAGGCAGAGGGUGUAGAGUCUCUUUCAGAUGAUGAACUUAGGCAAGCUUGUAGGGAUCGUGGCCACCUGGGCUUGCUUUCGAUAGAUGAGAUGCGCCAACAGCUUCAUGACUGGUUGGAUUUGUCACUCAACCACUCAGUGCCAUCUUCUCUCCUGAUACUUUCUAGAGCCUUCACUGUUUCUGGAAAGAUGAGGCCUGAGGAGGCUGUUGUAGCUACACUAUCAUCUCUACCUGAUGAGGUUGUGGAUACUGUUGGUACUGGUUUGCCAUCUGAAGAUGCUGUUUCAGAAAGGAGGAGGAAAUUGGAUUACCUUCAAAUGCAAGAAGACUGAUCAAGGAGGAAGAAAGGGAACAAGAGAGGGAGGAGAAAGCUAAGAUGGAACCUAGGUUUGGCGAGGAGGAUGUGGCUCUGAAGGAGUUAACAGUUCCUUCCACAAGGGAAGCAGAGGAGCUGGCAAGAAUGAAAGCACUAGAUAAAAGAGAAGAUUUCUGUAAAAUCAGCCGAGCAUUAGCUGUUCUAGCUUCAGCAUCAUCAGUCAGCAGGGAGCGUCAAGAGUUCUUGAGUCUUGUUAACAAAGAGAUAGAAAUGUACAAUACCAUGCUGGAGAAGGCAGGUGCUGAACAGGAAGAAGAAGCUAAGAAAGCAUACAUAGCAGCUAGGGAGAAGGCUGACCAAGAUUCUGAAGCAGCUGCAGAAGACAUGAUUUCAUCAGCACUCAUAAACAAGGUUGAUGCCAUGCUCCAAAAGCUUGAAAAGGAGAUCGAUAAUGUAGAUGCCAUAAUUGGUAACCACUGGCAGUUACUGGACAG
Elaeis guineensis (African oil palm) is the source of this 836-nucleotide messenger RNA. Lineage: Eukaryota; Viridiplantae; Streptophyta; Magnoliopsida; Arecales; Arecaceae. The record is from RefSeq and is a predicted model, not a curated record.